UGUGUGUUAUUGCAAGUGCUCGUGAGUGCAGAAGGUUUAUCUCAAUCUCUCCAAAAUUGAUUUGUUCAAAUCGUUCGCGAAGCUUGGAGGCGGAAGCACUAGCGAAAGUGAAAGUGAUUGUGAGAGUGAGACCGAAAGUAAACCUUUGGCAUCGGUCACUGAAAUGUCAGCACCACAGCAACCUGCCCCAGCAGCCGGAGCGGCAACCGGAGUAGCAGUUACGACUUCAAAUGCAUUACAUAUCACACCGUUUAUCCCGGGGGAGACGUCUUGGGCUCGUUGGUUGAACAGAUUCGAGGGCGCUUUAAAAAUUAUGAAAAUCGAAAAUUCAGAUAAAGUAGUGUAUCUGCUCCAUUUCGUCGGCGAUACAGCUUAUAAUGCUUUGUGUGAUACUUUUGGUGAAACGCAAGUCGAUCAGAAGUCCUACGCCGAACUUGCGGCUAAGUUAAAAGAAUUGUACGCUCCUCCGGUGUUAGAAAUCGCCGAAAACUUCAAAUUUAAUUCGCGCAAACAGCUACCUGGUGAAAGUAUUCAAGAAUUUGCAACGGCUUUGACAAAAAUGAGCGCCAACUGUGGAUUCGGCGAUCACACAUCAAAAGCCUUACGUAACCAGUUUGUGUUUGGCCUUGCUACGCCUCGUAUACAAAGCAGGCUUAUAGAAACCAAAGAUCUCACUUUCGAAUCCGCCCUCUCUACGGCUCUUACAAUGGAUACUUGCGAUCGUGGAACUUCUUGUAUAUGUGACAGUGCGUCAGCCGUUAAUUACCUUAAUUCUCAAAAGAAGAGAUCUGACGCAUCGAAAAAGAAAAUUGCAAACUCUGCUCCAAAACAGCAAGUUCCUCCGGUGGAUUUUACUAAGCCCUACUGUUUCAGGUGUGGAAAUCCAAACCACAAAGCCUUCACUUGCAGACUACCUACGUUUACAGUUUGCCUUUCUUGCCAGAAACCUGGACAUCUAUCCAGAGUUUGCAAAUCUAAAUUUAAUCAAGUACACCAAGUUGAAGAUACCGAGUACACUGAUGAGGAUUACUACGGCGUGGAGAUCGUGGACAUUCAAAUAGUGGAUUCUGAGGACGUCAACUGCCUGGCUCUCCGUGAAAAGUUCAUCAAGCAAUUCAUCGUCAAUAACCAGAAGGUCGAGUUCGAGUUAGACAGCGGUGCAGCGGGCUCACUGAUGUGGCUCGAAGACGCAAAGAAGCUUUUCCCAAGAUCCCGGUUGCAGCGCGCCUCAAUACAAUUGGUAACAUACUGACUGGGACUUGUCUCACUAAAACUCAAACCCGACGCCAAGCCGGUGUUCUACAAGGCUCGGAACGUGCCCUUCCGCCUCGUCGAGCCAGUCGACUCAGCCCUGGAUAACUGGGAAUCUUACGACAUACUUGAACCGGUGCCCGCCUCUCUCUACGCAACUCCUAUCGUCCCAAUACUGAAGAAGGAUGGAGAUGUCCGCAUCUGUGGCGAUUACAGUGUCACCAUUAAUCCUCAACUCAUCAUCAACGACUGCCACAUGCCUACUACAGACGAAAUGUUCAUGGAUCUGGCGGUUUGUAUCUGUUUCGCCCGCAUCGACUGUUCUUGGGCCUACAUUCACAUGCCUGUCGAUGAGGCUACGGCGGACCUUCUUACCAUCAACACGCCCCGCGGAUUGUAUAGGGUAAAACGUAUGUUAUUUGGUAUAGCUGCUGCGCCAGCUAUU
This is a messenger RNA of Neodiprion fabricii, 1696 nucleotides long. RefSeq lists its product as uncharacterized. The record is from RefSeq and is a predicted model, not a curated record. Gene Ontology annotation, molecular function: nucleic acid binding; zinc ion binding. The transcript has 2 exons. Lineage: Eukaryota; Metazoa; Arthropoda; Insecta; Hymenoptera; Diprionidae. Bases 164 to 1252 code for a protein of 362 amino acids.